AAAAAUUAUUGAAAAUAAUAUGGCGGAAAGAAACAGUUAUGACGGUCGACAUUCGUCCAUUAGAGUUCGACAACCUGUAUUGCCGCCAAAUCUUGACCUCAAUUUUAUAAUCAGUAUGCUAAUAAAUUGUGAGACUCCUAGUCAGGGCGUAAAACUUCAUGAGAGUCAGAUAAGAUAUGUGUGCACGGAAGCCAGACCCGUAUUGCUGAGGGAGAGGACAAUGCUGGAAAUAAAGCCGCCCGUGAAGAUAUGUGGCGAUGUGCAUGGCCAAUUUGAGGAUUUGUUGAGGAUAUUGCAUGCAUCGGGAUAUCCCCCGAAUACCAAGUAUCUUUUCCUAGGGGAUUACGUGGAUCGCGGCAGGCUUUCGAUUGAAACAUUAACCCUACUUCUCGCCUAUAAAGUACGUUAUCCCCAAGUCAUGUGGCUGUUGCGCGGCAAUCAUGAGUGCGCCAGCAUUAAUCGUAUCUACGGGUUCUACGAUGAGUGCAAGCGUCGGUAUUCCGUGAAGUUGUGGCGCUACUUUGUGGAUACCUACGACUGUAUGCCAUUGGCGGCAUUGGUCGGUGGCAGAAUCUUCUGUGUCCAUGGCGGUCUUAGUCCGAGUCUGAAGAGCUUUGAAGAUAUACAGGCAAUUAAGCGACCUUGCGAAAUACCCGAACAGGGUCUUAUCUGUGAUCUACUCUGGAGUGAUCCGGAUGAAAAGGUGCUCGGCUGGGGUGGAAAUGAUCGUGGAGUUAGUGUUACCUUUGGUGCUGAUAUUGUUAAGAACUUUUGCUUUCGCAUGGGCAUCGAUGUCAUCUGUCGGGCCCAUCAGGUGGUCGAGGAUGGCUACGAGUUCUUCGCCCGGCGCCAGCUGGUAACGGUCUUUUCCGCUCCCAACUACUGUGGCAUGUUCGACAAUGCGGGAGCUGUCAUGGUUGUCAACGAUGAUCUGGUUGUCAGUUUUGUAAUCCUCAGACCGACUCAUUCGGUGAGACAGGGAAGUCUCCAGCCAAUGUUGGCAUUAGGAAAGAAUCGAAAUUACUAGUCAACUGCAUCAGUAUGUUACGGAAUAAUAAUUCAAGUUGUGUAGGUUAAUGUAUACUUAAUGUGCUUCAAAAUUUGAAGUAAAUAUUUUAUUAAAAACUAUCAUU
Messenger RNA from Drosophila innubila, 1133 nucleotides. RefSeq names its product serine/threonine-protein phosphatase PP1-like. NCBI's taxonomy places the organism in Eukaryota, Metazoa, Arthropoda, Insecta, Diptera, Drosophilidae. The record is from RefSeq and is a predicted model, not a curated record. The coding region runs from base 20 to 1027 and encodes 335 amino acids. The transcript has a single exon. Gene Ontology annotation, molecular function: protein serine/threonine phosphatase activity. Gene Ontology annotation, cellular component: cytoplasm; nucleus.